Molecule: messenger RNA, 3181 nt
Organism: Pimephales promelas (fathead minnow)
Lineage: Eukaryota; Metazoa; Chordata; Actinopteri; Cypriniformes; Leuciscidae
Gene: dzank1
Product: double zinc ribbon and ankyrin repeat domains 1
Biological process (GO): eye photoreceptor cell development
Molecular function (GO): protein binding
Source: RefSeq, a predicted model, not a curated record
GACUCAACAGCGUUUCGUGUACAGCAGCGUCGUUGGAUACAGCGGUGCACUGCGAGUAUUUCCGCAACGUUAAUUUCUUUAAUUUUACAGGUUGAAGAGUGCAAACAUGACAGCAGGUUCAGUGGCAGCACCUCAAAUAAUUCCCAUUCGCAUGCCACCUCCGGGUAAAGCCAAGCAUGAGAUUGACUCCUGCACUCCUGUAGAGAUCAAAUCAGAAUCCUCUGAUGUGAGUGUGCUGCUGUACACAUUGGAUGGCAGUAAGCCCGAGGAGAUGAAGAGACUGGGCUCUGGUGGCAACAGCACUAUGAAGUUCACUGAACCUAUUCGCUUACCUGUGGGGAAAGUGUCUGUGAGAGCCAUGGCUGUCACCGCCGAUGGCCGACAGAGUGCUGUCGUCACCAAGGUUUUCAUAGUGGAUCCCGCUUCAGAUGAGGAUCAUGGGGAGGACUCGAUGAAGAAUAGUGGACCAAUCAAUGGCAAGAAUGAUUCAUCAAAGAGUUUGAAGGGGAGCGAAAAUGGAGCUGGCAUUUCCUCUAUUCAAUUUUUAGAUAGUGAAUCUCGAAGAGCUCUGAAAGGUCCUCGAUUCCUCUCACAGCGUCUCGGCCCCGGUUCAUCUGCACGGCCGACAGAUGAAAACCAAGUAAAGAACCAGAGUACAGAUGUUGUGGAAAGUCCCUUAAGAAGCUUGACAAGCACUCAGACAUCACGGAUUCAGAGAGAGACGGAUUUCCUUAGAUGUCCAAAGUGCCUGAAUCAUCGCCCUUCAGACCCUUUUGCCCGAUUCUGUCUGCACUGUGGAUCACCAGUACCUCCAAUACCUGGUCAAAGACUCCCCCCUACUGAAGGAGGACAGAUGGGUCUGUGCGUGCACUGUAAAACCAUGGUGCCUCUCAAUACGGCCACAUGUGUGGUGUGCGAGUCUCCAUUGGCUCAACAACUGCAGCCGCAGGCUAGUCUGAGACUACAGGAUAAGUUAAUCUGUGGCUCGUGUGGGACAGGAAACCCCUCUCACAUCACACAUUGUGUCACUUGUGAAUCCCAGCUGCUUCAGCAAACCACACCCAUUUUAAGUGGACAGAGAGCUGCACCUGUACCCAGUUCACAGGGCAAAAUGGUCUCCUGCUCCAGGUGCAAUAGAGUCAACCACUCGGAUGCUCGAUUCUGCGACUGGUGCGGUGCAAAGCCGGGCCACAAAGCCAGCGCUGUGACGUGCUCUCAGUGUGGAGCUAGCAGCCACCCGUAUGCUAAUCACUGUGGUGCCUGUGGUGUCUUUCUGGACGGCCCACCCAGAACGCCCUCACAAGUAAACCAGGGACAGGACGCACAGGAAGCUGAUCAGCCCUCAGCCACCUGGGAGGCAGUUCCUGCGCCUGAAUCUACAACCGUGCCUCCAGCUGCGGGUUUGCGCACGUGUGCAGAUGCACAGACGCAGACAGUCGGUCUGUUUUUCCCAUCCAGCACUGAGCUGAAAAAACAGAGACAACAGAGGGAGGCGGAGCUUAGCAGACAGGAACAGAUGAGUGACAGGAAGCCCCUCCUCACUGCCAUUAGUCCAGGCCGAGGGUUCUGGAGGAAGCAGGUGGACCACAUCUGUGCUCAUCUGCGCAGCUACACACAGAAUAAUAAUGAGUUCAGAGCUCUGAUUGGAGAACCGCGGCUGGGCAGAGUGAUCUCUGCUGUUAUUCAGGAGGACAGCUAUGAAGUCAGUUUGCACAUCAAUUUCAUCUGUGCCUCACCCGAGGGAUCUAGGUCGUCUUCUGCAGGACAGCAGAGCCGAUCUGUGGCAUCAGAGAGUCUGAACCUCAGUGCUGUGACAGAAGGCAGGAAUUCAGCCAGUUCGGAGAGUAACAUUAAUACAACAGGAUUAUCAGCCAAAAGAAAGAAGCAGAAAAUGAUCAGGACCCCAGACGCUACAGAAAAGCAGUCGGAGUCUAAAGACAGUGUUCUCCUUAAGGAGGUGGGGCCUGAGGGGCGGGGCCGGAUCUCAGUGGUGCAGCAGCUAUUGGAUGAGGGUGCUGAUCCAGCAUGCUUGGGAAGUGAAGGGCGUCCUGCUCUGAUUGCUGCAGUGCUAAACGGGCAUCAUGAUGUCAUUCCUGUGCUGGUGCAGAGAGAAGCUGACGUUAACCAAACAUCUGGACCGUUGAAUAACACGGCCCUGCAUGAGGCUGCAGCUCUGGGAAAUGAAGGUCUGAAGAGCGUUGAGAUACUCCUGGGGUGUAACGCAAGUGUCAGAAAGCAGAAUGAUCGGGGCCAGACGCCGUAUGAUAUUGCCGUGGCCGCCGGAAGCAGUUCUGUGCUCUCUCUGAUGGCCGCUCACAUGGGACAAGGUCUGCUACAGCGCCACACCAAGGCCAGGAGCGUGUUUGGACUGGAUACGUUCUCAUGAGACAAUCCACAUCUCACUCAAACCAAAUCUAAUCAGCGCAAUACUGUACUUGGGGAGUUAUUUAGGUCCUCCUGGAUUUAAAAUCUCCACCUUUUGUCCCUGCAUUGACAGCUACUCAACUAGACUCGAUUGUAAAAUUAUCCAUAUGAAUUGAGUGGUUUAGUCUAAAUUUUCUGAAGAAACAUCAUCGCCUUGAUUAACAAAUUGAAUUUAGGCUUUUAAAAAGAUUAAAAUUAUGCUUUUAUUCACAUAAUCAGUGAACAUAAACAAAAGCUCAAUCGAACCUGCUUAGCGCGCGAAAAACAAACCUCUUUGGUUGGUCUAGCUCAAACGUGCUGCGCAACACGAGAAUGAACCUCAUUGGUUCUCGCAUGCGUGCACUUCCGUUCACCACAGCUGAUGUGUUUAUGAAUGUUUAUGUGAAUAAAAGCCUCGAUUUAUUGUUCUUUAUAUAAAAUUAAAAAAUUCGGACCAAACCAUACAAUUCAUUGUUUUACGAUCGCUUUAAGAACUUUACGAAGCGUCAAAGUAUCAGUUGCGUAGCUGUCAAUGGAUGGAUAGGAAUCUAUUAGAUUUCAUCAAAAAGAUCUUCAUUUGUGUUCCGAAGAUGGAACGAAAGUCUUACAGGUUUGUAACAUGAGGGUGAGUUAUUAAUGAAAGAAUGAAAACAUUUUGGUAAAUCCAAAAUUUGCGUAAACAACUUGAACGCAUUGCAUCUCGAAAGUAUCGGAUUUUGCCUGUGAACGCUCACAGAACAACGCUGAAUUAAAAUCUCUGAAAUUGAUUUAAAUUAAA